AUGGACUUCUGGCGCAAGUACCUUGACCAUGCACAGAUGGCCCAAAUCAACGGACCCUCUCAGACUCCACCAGAUACUCAAGGCCCAGAGGUCAUGGUAAAGAUGAUUACAGACAUGCCCUUACCCACCAUGCCACAAGGCACCACGAUGGCAUCACUCCUCAAAGCAGCCUGGUCACUGGCUUUGCUCCAAACAAGCCAGUCAAAAGACAUUGUCUACAGACAAGUAGUCAGUGGUCGAGACACGCCUCUCCAAGUCGUCGACGUCGUCUCCGGUUCUUGUAUCACCUUCUUUCCCUUCCGGGUCUCUCUCUAG
Messenger RNA from Aspergillus alliaceus, 315 nucleotides. RefSeq lists its product as uncharacterized. The record is from RefSeq and is a predicted model, not a curated record. The transcript has a single exon. Bases 1 to 315 code for a protein of 104 amino acids. Gene Ontology annotation, molecular function: phosphopantetheine binding. NCBI's taxonomy places the organism in Eukaryota, Fungi, Ascomycota, Eurotiomycetes, Eurotiales, Aspergillaceae. Gene Ontology annotation, biological process: secondary metabolite biosynthetic process; amino acid activation for nonribosomal peptide biosynthetic process. Gene Ontology annotation, cellular component: cytoplasm.